GGCGCGACGCCCCGAGGGCCAGCUCGGGCUUUGGUCUGGCAGGGGCGGUGGCGACGAGAGCGGCCGGGAAGAUGCCAGUGGCGGUGAUGGCGGACAGCGCCUUCAGUUUCAGGAAGCUGCUGGAUCAGUGCGAGAACCAGGAGCUGGAGGCUCCUGGAGGAAUUGCCACACCGCCAGUGUAUGGUCAGCUUCUGGCCUUGUAUUUGCUCCAGAAUGACAUGAAUAAUGCAAGAUAUCUUUGGAAGAGGAUACCACCUGCUAUAAAGUCUGCAAACUCUGAACUUGGGGGAAUCUGGUCAGUAGGACAGCGAAUCUGGCAGAGAGAUUUCCCUGGGAUCUAUACCACCAUCAACGCCCACCAGUGGUCAGAGACUGUACAGCCAAUCAUGGAAGCCCUUAGAGAUGCGACGAGGAGACGCGCCUUUGCCCUGGUCUCUCAAGCUUAUACCUCCAUAGUUGCAGAUGACUUUGCAGCCUUUGUCGGGCUUCCUGUGGAAGAGGCUGUGAAAGGUGUAUUGGAGCAAGGAUGGCAGGCUGACUCCACCACAAGAAUGGUUCUUCCCAGGAAGCCAGCCUCAGGAGCCCUGGAUGCUUCCUUGAACAGGUUUAUUCCCUUGUCAGAGCCUGCCCCACUUCCGCCAAUCCCCAACGAGCAGCAGCUCGCCAGGCUUACCGACUAUGUGGCUUUCCUGGAAAACUGAUAGAUCGCUCUGAGUUCAACAUCCACCUUCAGUCCCUGUCACUGGCAAACAGAUGUGGAGUUUUAUUCUGAAUUCACUGAACAGGGUGAGCGCCUCGGUGUCCUUUGGGUGUGAUAAAAUGCACAUAGAAGAUGAAGCGCAUUGUACAGCUUUCUCCUCAGACACUGUUGAAUGUCCUUGGAGCAGUUCUCAUUUGUAUUGAUCACCUUGCUUGGAGCCAUCAGUAUUAUGCAGCUAGUUUCUGUCAACGACUGGACUCCGGACACAAGCUGUCCUGCUCCAAGUAGCAGGGAGGCUGCUGUGGCACACGCCGUACUCCCAUGUGCUGCUGGCCCCCAGCUGGAGUGAUGUGUCCCAGGGCAGCGCCCAACCGACAUUGUCACUCACACUCUGGAAAGUGUGCUCUUUCUUCCCACCCCAGUACAAGGAAUCACUGAUGUAGAAUGAGAAAGAGCCGAGGCGUGGUGGAGCGUCUCCUGGGAGGAGCUGUCGAUGCCACCUUUCUUUUCCCAGGAUGUGCAGCAUCCAUUGCAUGAGGAGGACAGUGUGCAGUGGGAAUGCAGCUUGUGUGUCCAAGUGGCACCCUUAAGUUCUGAGGCCUCCUUUCAGAAGGGGGCAUGGCGUGCAGUGUGUGCUGAGGCACCUCCUGAGCUGGGGGGUGGCCGUGCAGCCCCUUUGCUGCGCCUUGCGAUCCUGUGUAGAAAUGCCGAAUGCGUCUAUUUUUGUUCUUGUAUGACAGCCCUUGAAGAUUUGAGGUGGUUAAUGUAUCUUCAGGUUAAAACAGCCCUGGUUCAUUUAUCCUGCAUUUGUUCAAUAAAUAUUUAAUUGAAUUCUUAAA
This is a messenger RNA of Psammomys obesus (fat sand rat), 1539 nucleotides long. RefSeq names its product COP9 signalosome subunit 8 (gene Cops8). The record is from RefSeq and is a predicted model, not a curated record. Gene Ontology annotation, cellular component: COP9 signalosome. Gene Ontology annotation, biological process: protein deneddylation; COP9 signalosome assembly. NCBI's taxonomy places the organism in Eukaryota, Metazoa, Chordata, Mammalia, Rodentia, Muridae. Bases 72 to 701 code for a protein of 209 amino acids. The transcript is spliced from 8 exons.